AUGGCCCCGGUUUUCUCGACGUCAUCGCAGCAGUCCACAACCAAAUCAGGAACUGUUUGCCUCCUUCAGUCCUUCCUGGCGGCCAUCCAAGCCAGCCUCUCGGUGCUUCUCGUCAUGUUCUACGGCUGCAUCGCGGCGCACUCGAGGCUGAUCGACCGCGCCAACACCAAGCCCAUUUCCAAAAUAUGCGUCCGCAUAUUCCUACCGGCCCUCCUCAUCACCAAGGUCGGAUCUGAACUCCACGGGGAGAGCGCCGGCCGCUACCUCGUGAUUCUUGCCUGGGCCGUCGUCUGCCAUGUCGUCUCAUUCUCGGCCGGCAUCCUGGGUCACCUUGGCCUGGGCAUGCCCGAUUGGACCACGGUGGCCAUCCUGAUCAACAACACAACAAGCUACCCGCUGCUCCUCGUGACGGCCCUCGAGGACACCGGCAUCCUAGGCCCGCUGAUAGUCGCCGACGAGAGCACCAAGGACGCCAUCGAGCGGGCCAAGUCCUACUUCCUCGUCUUCUCCACCGUCUCCAACUGCAUCACCUUCGCCGUGGGUCCGCGCCUCAUCGACUCCGAGCACGCUCCAGAGCCGGAAGAGGAAGAGGAAGACAAGGCCGUCAAUGGCCAUGCCCAGGAGAACAAUCACACCCCAACGCCGGACGUCGAAGCAGCCAACGAGCAGACUCGACUCCUCAGCUCCCAGCUGCCCAACUCAUUCCCCUCGCCGGCCCCCUCCAGAAGGAACUCUUUCUUUGGCACUCGUCCGAGGGACCCCCAGCAGCUGGCGCCGAAGCCGGACCGUCGACGCUCAUGGUUCGUGCCCCGUCAGCGAUGGUACCACCUGUCGCCGCGGACCAAGUGGUGGCUGCUCUUCGUCACCGACUUUUUCAACGCGCCGCUGCUCGGCGCCAUCGUCGGCGCCAUCAUCGGCCUGGUUCCCGUCUUGCACCGGGUCUUCUUCAACAGCUCCGACGACGGCGGCAUCUUCACCGCCUGGCUGACCGCGUCCCUCAAGACGGUCGGCGGCCUCUUCGUCUCGCUGCCCGUCGUCGUCGCCGGCGUCACCCUCUGCUGCGCGACCAAGGAGGCCGUGCGCAACCACGAGAGCAUCGUGAGCAUGCCGUGGGGCACAGUACUCUACAUCCUGCUCGUGCGCUUCAUCGCCUGGCCCGCCCUCUCCAUCGGCUGCGUCUACGUGCUGGCCACCAGGACCGGCAUGCUCGGCUCGGAUCCCAUCCUCUGGUUCUGCCUCAUGAUGAUGCCUGCCGGUCCCAGCGCCAUGAAGUUGAUCACCCUGGUGCAGGUCGCCGAGGGUUCGAAGGACGAUGAAGUGCAUAUUUUGAGGCUUCUGACGAUGUCAUACAUUAUCUCCCCAGUGCUGUCGCUCACUGUUGCUGGGAGCCUGCUUGCCAGCCAGGCUGCCAUAAAGAGCUGA
Molecule: messenger RNA, 1422 nt
Organism: Thermothielavioides terrestris NRRL 8126
Lineage: Eukaryota; Fungi; Ascomycota; Sordariomycetes; Sordariales; Chaetomiaceae
Exons: 3
Coding region: 1-1422 (473 amino acids)
Biological process (GO): transmembrane transport
Cellular component (GO): membrane; endoplasmic reticulum
Source: RefSeq, a predicted model, not a curated record